AUGCCUAAUAUUGGCGGGCCGAAACAGCUCCGAAGAAAAUUGUACGUGGCUGUAACGCAGUCCGUCCUGCUGUGCGGUUCCCUUUCAUGGGCUCAUACUCUGGAGUAUGUCCCGGACAACGUGUCGCACAUAAAUAGGGUCCAGAGGAAGGCCCUACUCAGAAGCAUAUGCGCGUACCACACUGUCUCAGAAACGGCAGCAAACAUCCUUUCCGGGGUGCCCCCUUCGGACCUUCUCGCUCGAGAACGCAGCAUGUUGUUCCAGGGAAGGAGGUCUGGUCGAAUUCCCGAUACUGCACCACGGGCAAAGACGGUCGCAACGUGGAGUACACGCAUAGUGGAGUCUCUAACUGGAAGCUGGACGAAGCAAUUAAUCAGAGACAUUAAGUCAUGGUGUAAUCAAAAUCACGGAUGCCUCGAUUACCACACCACGCAAUUAUUGUCCGGGCACGGGUUAUUUGGUCAGUACCUUUGCAAAAUCGGCAAAGAACCUUCCGCCAAAUGCCACCACUGUCUUGCAGAAAACGACACGGCAGAGCACACGCUUUUUGAAUGCCCGGCGUGGGAAGAAGACAGGUGGGAGAUGAACAGCGUGAACGAGUCUACGCUGGAUUCGGAGAAUAUCAUCUCGUCCAUGCUGUCAAGCCCGAGGAGGGGGGAAGCUGUGAUGAAGUUCGCGGGGAAGGUUAUGACUGCCAAGGAAGUAGCGGAAAGGGAAAGGGAGAAACGUGGCCAUAAUCAGAGAGGCAGAAGACCUGACUAG
Molecule: messenger RNA, 762 nt
Organism: Metopolophium dirhodum (rose-grain aphid)
Lineage: Eukaryota; Metazoa; Arthropoda; Insecta; Hemiptera; Aphididae
Exons: 1
Coding region: 1-762 (253 amino acids)
Source: RefSeq, a predicted model, not a curated record